Molecule: messenger RNA, 507 nt
Organism: Paramecium sonneborni
Lineage: Eukaryota; Ciliophora; Oligohymenophorea; Peniculida; Parameciidae
Source: the annotation of a GenBank genome assembly
AUGUCUCAUUUCUCUGAUCGUUGUAAAACAGAUCCUGAUGAUGAUAGUGAGAUUAAACGUAAAAGAAGACAGGUUUAAUAAUUCAUCUAAAAUUCAAAAGAGGAAUAAUAAAAGCUUGCUUAACUUUUUAAAAAAGACUUAGAUUUAUAAAGUUAGAAAAUUAAAGAAAGAAUUCAAAAAAGAAAUUUUAAAAAGGCAAUUGCAAAAUCAUCUAGUUGUGGCAUCUAUAUGUCAAAUCCUAUAAGUGCAUCUUUGUCAUUAGCUGACACUGAAGAUUAUUAAGAUUCAUUAUAUGAAGAUGCGUUGUUGGAAUUAGAUAACCAAAGAGAUGAAAAAAUCUAUAGAAUAGUUUAACAUUAUAACAAUUAAAUAAAUAAUCUAAGAAUGCUUGAAUAAACAGAAGAAUGUCUACAACAUAUGUUACUUUUUGAAAAAAAAAAAUGGGAAGAAAUUGAAAAUAUACAAGAAUAAUAUGAAUUUAUAAAGGUUAAUUAAAUUAAACAAUGA